AUGGCUGGAGAUUAUGAAGAUAUGAUAUUUGCAGACGAACAGCAACUGAAUGUCUCUCUACUUUCCUGGAACACUACAAAUAGAUCAGUGGACUCGAACUAUACCAGUGAAGAAGAUGGCCUUUACAUUCCGUACCAACUACGUCCAGAGACGUACAUAGUCCCAAUGGUAUUCGUGGUUGUCUUUUUCGUAGGGUUGCUAGGAAACGGGACUCUGGUCCUCAUAUUUGUCCGCAAUCGAUCUAUGCGGAGUAUACCAAACACUUAUAUCAUGAGCUUGGCUAUUGGAGAUUUCCUCGUCAUAGUAGGAACAGUACCAUUCAUAAGCACGAUUUAUACUUUCGACAGUUGGCCGUAUGGUACUUUUAUGUGCAAAUUUAGUGAAUUCUUGAAAGACGUUUCAUCCGGAGUUACAGUACUCACUCUCACGUUGCUGAGCAUUGAUCGCUACAUCGCUAUUGUUAAGCCUCUUCAUAAAUUAACCGGACAUAACGGUAGGACAUUCACAAUCAUUUUGGCUCUUAUUGUAUGGGCAGCAGCAAUUGCAAUCGCAAUUCCAGGAGCACAUUUUUCUUUCCUUUGGGAAGUUGAAUUAUAUCCCGAUCAUGUCAUCUAUGUCUGCUAUCCAUUUCCGGAGAAUAUGAAGCCUUGGUACCCACGAACUAUGGUUUUAGUCAAGUUUUUACUACUGUAUGCUAUACCGCUCUUUCUGAUAGGAGUUUUCUAUGCUCUUAUGGCGAGACACCUUUUGAAAGCAUCUAAAGAAUGCUUAGGGACAAAUGAUAGCCACAUCGAGAAAAGAAAAGGAAGAACCAAAGUUGCAAAAAUUGUACUGGUGUUUGUCAUUUUAUUUGCAAUUUGUUUCUUUCCUAGUCAUGUAUUUUUUAUGUGGUUCUAUUUCCAUCCAGAUGCUCUUGAGAAUUACACAAGUUUCUGGCAUACGUUGAAAAUUUUAGGCUAUGUUCUAACCUUUUUCAACAGCUGCUUGAAUCCUAUCGCUCUGUAUUUCAUCAGUGGAGUUUUCCGUUUACAGUAUAGAAGGUACUUGCUAUGCUGUAAGAAGGAGCCACACACUCGAAAUUAUCUGAAUACAUUUAGAAUAAUUCCCAGCACAUCAAACCGCAGCACUGCGAGAACAACGCUAGUAUCAAAGAUGUAA
Uloborus diversus is the source of this 1158-nucleotide messenger RNA. Its product is annotated as neuropeptide CCHamide-1 receptor-like. The coding region runs from base 1 to 1158 and encodes 385 amino acids. Lineage: Eukaryota; Metazoa; Arthropoda; Arachnida; Araneae; Uloboridae. Gene Ontology annotation, cellular component: membrane. The record is from RefSeq and is a predicted model, not a curated record. Gene Ontology annotation, biological process: G protein-coupled receptor signaling pathway. Gene Ontology annotation, molecular function: G protein-coupled receptor activity. The transcript has a single exon.